Molecule: messenger RNA, 357 nt
Organism: Anthostomella pinea
Lineage: Eukaryota; Fungi; Ascomycota; Sordariomycetes; Xylariales; Xylariaceae
Source: the annotation of a GenBank genome assembly
AUGUGGCCUGUCGACCGAUUACCAUGGCGUCACCAAGGAAAGGAUCUUGGCCCCUCGAAACCUACAAGGGUCUCGUUGAUCGCCGAGACGACCGUAGCCCCGAGUACUCCCAUCUUCAUCGGCGACCUUGGACCGGAAGUUAAUGAAUAUAUCCUUGUCUUCCUCUUCCAGGGCAACUUCCCGUCCUGCAAGUCUGCCAAGAUCGCGACCGACCAGCAGACCGGGCGAUCGCGCGGAUAUGCCCUGAACGUCGCUUUCUUCGCCAGCCUGGGCCCCUUCAAUAAGGAGCAGCAGCAGGUCAUCAUCGAGGAAAUGAGAGCCCAAGGAAUCGGCACUACCUGGGAGGCCUUUCGGUAA